AUGUACAGAGCAACUGUCAUGGAUGCACUGGUAGAAGAUGAUAUCUGCAUUCUGAAUCAUGAAAAAGCACAUAGGAGAGAUACGGUGACUCCAAUCUCAAUAUAUUCAGGAGAUGAGUCUGUUGCUUCACAUUUUGCCCUUGUCACUGCAUAUGAAGACAUCAAAAAACGACUUAAGGAUUCAGAGAAAGAGAACUCUUUCUUAAAGAAAAGAAUAAGAUUUUUGGAAGAAAAGCUUAUAGGAGCUCGAUUAGAUGAAGAAACAAGUUCUGUGGGACGUGAACAAGUAAAUAAGGCCUAUCAUGCAUAUCGAGAGGUUUGCAUUGAUAGAGAUAAUUUGAAAAGCAAAUUGGAUAAAAUGAAUAAAGACAACUCUGAAUCUUUGAAAGUAUUGAAUGAACAGCUACAAUCUAAAGAAGUAGAACUUCUCCAGCUAAGGACAGAGGUGGAAACUCAGCAGGUGAUAAGGAAUUUAAAUCCACCUUCAUCAAACUGGGAGGUGGAAAAGUUGAGCUGUGACCUGAAGAUCCAUGGUUUGGAACAAGAGCUGGAACUGAUGAGGAAAGAAUGUAGUGAUCUCAAAAUACAGCUACAGAAAGCCAAACAAAUGGAUCCAUCUCAGGAAGACAAUCUGAAUAGCAGUGAUCUCCAAAGACUGAGCAUUUCAAGCGACAAUAUGCAAAAUGCAUACUGGGAACUGAAGAGAGAGAUGUCUAAUUUACAUUUGGUGACUCAAGUACAAGCUGAACUACUAAGAAAACUGAAAACCCCAACUACAGUCAAGAAAGCCUGUGCCCCAAUAGGAUGCAUGGAAGACCUUGGGAAAGACAGCACAAAACUGCACUUGGCGAAUUUUACUGCAACAUACAAAAGACAUUCCCCCCUGUCACCAAAUGGCAAAACUCUUUGCCACACCACAUCUUCCCCUUUAUCAGGAGAUAUGAAGGUUUUAUCAGAGAAAGCAAUUCUCCAAUCAUGGACAGAUAAUGAGCGAUCCAUUCUUCAUGAUGGUACUAACUUUCAGGAACACAACUCUUACGGCAGAAAUUCUCUGGAAGAUAAUUCUUGGGUAUUCCCAAGCCCUCCUAAAUCAAGUGAGACAGCAUUUGGGGAAACUAAAAAUAAAACUUUGCCUUUAUCCAACCUGCCACCACUGCAUUACUUGGAUCAACAUAAUCAAAACUGCCUUUAUAAGAAUUAA
This is a messenger RNA of Puma concolor (puma), 1200 nucleotides long. RefSeq names its product 5-azacytidine induced 2 (gene AZI2). The record is from RefSeq and is a predicted model, not a curated record. Lineage: Eukaryota; Metazoa; Chordata; Mammalia; Carnivora; Felidae. Gene Ontology annotation, cellular component: cytoplasm.